AUGAACCCGCACAUUUCUGUUCCUCGCCAACAUGCUGGUCCGGCCAAUUUCGGUUCCACCCCUCGCCGCGGGUCCAGCGUGCGCAUGCCGCGCUUCUUCAAGAGACUCUUUAAAUUUCCCCAGAUGGACUUUGAGAUGGCUAUCUGGGAAAUGACUUCCCUACUGAUCGCCCCUAAGAAGGUCUUCAAGUCCAUAUAUUACCAUAAACAAACCAAAAACACAUGGCAUCGCCCUGACCCGUCAUUCACCUACCUCCUCUCUUUCUUCUUACUCCUCACAGCCCUCGCCUGGGGUCUCGCCUAUACCCCCUCCUUCGGCGCGAUUAUCCGGCUCUCGCUACUCUUCGUCUUCUUGCAUUUUAUUGGAUCAUCGCUGUUCGUCUCUGCUAUCGGCUACUUUGUCAUUGGCCGCCUCUUUGGUCCCAAUGGCGCCGCUGCCUCCAUGACUGGCUUCCGCGGCUCGAGAGGUCGUCGGCGCGGUGCUGCUCAGGGUUUAUUCAUGCAACCCGGGGAAAAGGAUCAGCUGGAAUUUGGAUACUGCUUUGAUGUCUCCAAUCGCGCCUUUUUCCCUCUCUACUUGCACCUCUACGUGAUCCAGUUCCUACUCCUCCCACUCCUCACACGCAGCCCGAGCAAUUUCCUCGCUACGUUCCUCGGAAACACGCUCUACCUCUCCGCCUUGAUCUACUACACCUACAUCACUUUCCUGGGCUACAAUGCCCUCCCAUUUUUGCAUAACACGGAGUUGCUUCUCAUUCCCAUCCUGAUAUUCGGCCUUCUCUGGCUCAUUAGCCUGAUUGCCGGAUGGGGAGUUGUCAUGGAUGGAUGGGGCGUCGAGGGCUUGUUCUGGGGUGUAUGA
This is a messenger RNA of Penicillium waksmanii, 858 nucleotides long. Its product is annotated as unc-50 family protein. The coding region runs from base 1 to 858 and encodes 285 amino acids. Lineage: Eukaryota; Fungi; Ascomycota; Eurotiomycetes; Eurotiales; Aspergillaceae. Gene Ontology annotation, cellular component: Golgi membrane. The transcript has 5 exons. The record is from RefSeq and is a predicted model, not a curated record.